Messenger RNA from Bubalus bubalis (water buffalo), 6295 nucleotides. RefSeq names its product zinc finger protein 483 (gene ZNF483). Bases 1 to 2544 code for a protein of 847 amino acids. Gene Ontology annotation, molecular function: DNA-binding transcription factor activity; RNA polymerase II cis-regulatory region sequence-specific DNA binding. The transcript is spliced from 7 exons. Gene Ontology annotation, biological process: regulation of transcription by RNA polymerase II. NCBI's taxonomy places the organism in Eukaryota, Metazoa, Chordata, Mammalia, Artiodactyla, Bovidae. The record is from RefSeq and is a predicted model, not a curated record.
AUGGUGGCAGGUGUAAAAUUCUGCGCCAGUGCGCAGGCGCACUCAGCUCCCCGCCACCUUGCGCGCGCAGCUCCUGCAGGACCAGUUUCUAGAAGCUCAUUGCGGUGGCGUUGGUCCUGGCUGCGGGUCUUGACGCAGGACCAUAAAGUGGAUCCUUGGAACACUUGGUACUUUGCCGGAGAGUGCCUGUUGGUGGACUGUGCUGACAUUCAGAGUCUAAAGGAGACUGGAUUUCUGUUGGUGAUACAUACUGCAAGCAGGAGUAGCCUAAACAAGAUGACAGCUGUCUCCCCAGAUCCUCACACUCUGGUCUCAAGUGAACAGAGCAAAGUCCUUAGGAUGGAGACUCCUGGGAAUCCGGAAUCUCUAAUGAGAAGAGACGCUGCUGACCCAGAGUCUUUCAGACAGAGGUUCAGGUGGUUUUGUUACUCUGAAGAGGCUGGACCCAGAAAAACUCUGAAUCAGCUAUGGGAGCUUUGCGUUCAGUGGCUGAGACCAGACAUCCACACGAAAGAACAGAUUCUAGAGCUUUUGGUGUUUGAGCAGUUCCUGACCAUCUUGCCUGGGGAGAUCAGGAUUUGGGUCAAAUCACAGCAUCCUAAGAGUAGUGAGGAAGUGGUGACCCUAGUAGAGGAUUUGACCCAAGUGCUUGAAGAAAAGAAAGAACCAAUCUCUCAAGAUUCUGUUAUUUCCCAAGAGGAGAACCCUGAAGAAGAUAAAACAGUUUCUGUUCUUCCAAAUACUGAGUCUCAGGAAUCCAUGACACUCAAAGAUGUGGCUGUCACCUUUUCCAGAGGAGAGUGGAGGAAACUGGAGCCUUCUCAGAAGGAGAUAUAUAAGGAAGUGCUGCUGGAGAACUAUAGGAACCUAGAACUUCUGGGCUUUCCAGUUUCCAAGUUAGAUUUGGUUUCCCAGCUGAAGUGGGCUGGACUACCACGGCUGCUGCAAAAAGAAGUCUCCAAAGGCUGUAGACCAGAGUGUGAACUUGGUGGUGGAUUGAAAGAAUCUGGCGGAAGUCAAGAUGUUCUUAUGGAAGAAUCGACUUUAGAUAAAAUAAUAGAAAGGUAUCUAAUGAGUGGCGAUUGUGACUCUAUGGGAGAAUCCUGGAAACGUUAUGGCAGAUUCGAGGAUGGUUGUAGCAAUAGGGAACAUUCACAAGGACAAAUCACACAGAAGAAAACUCAUGGGAGAGGCAGUAAGGGUGAGGAGUUUGACCCAGAAAGGAGUCCCUUUGGAAGUAGCUUCAAACCACCUUCGGAUCUAAUUAAACAUCUGAGAGUCUAUUUAAGGAAGAAAUCUCGGAGGUACAAUGAAGGCAAGAAACCCUUUAGUUUUCAUUCAGAUCUUGUCCCAAACCGCAAAGAACACAGCGGUGAAAAGCCAAGGAAAGGUAACGAAGGCAGGAAGGUCUUAAGUCACUCUUCUUCUCGGACUGAACAUCAGAAACAUCAGAAAAGUCGUGCAGGGGAGAAGUCUCAGAAGUGUAGUAACUGUGGAGUAGCCUUUACUCAAAGCUCAUCCCUCAGUAAGAAAAACUCCUCUACAUGUGAAAAAUGUUGGAAAGAUUUAGGUCAAGAUGCAUCCAUAGAUAAAGACGAGGGAACUGAGACUGGAGAAGGAACCCAUAAAUGCAGCAAAUGUGGAAAAGCCUUUGGCUAUAGUGCCUCACUGACCAAGCAUAGGAGGAUUCACACUGGGGAGAAACCCUACAUGUGCAAUGAGUGUGGAAAAGCCUUCAGUGACAGCUCAUCUCUCACGCCACACCACCGAACUCACAGUGGGGAGAAGCCCUUCAAGUGUGAUGACUGUGGGAAAUCUUUCACCCUAAGCGCCCACCUCAUUAAACAUCAGAGAGUUCACACUGGUGAAAAACCCUAUAAAUGUAAAGACUGUGGGAGGCCCUUCAGUGACAGUUCAUCUCUUAUUCAGCAUCAGCGGAUUCACACUGGAGAAAAACCCUACACGUGUAACAACUGUGGAAAAUCCUUCAGUCACAGCUCAUCCCUUUCCAAACAUCAGAGAAUUCAUACAGGAGAGAAACCCUAUAAAUGUGGUGAGUGUGGGAAAGCCUUCAGACAGAAUUCUUGCCUUACCCGACAUCAGAGGAUUCACACUGGAGAAAAACCAUAUUUGUGUAAUGAUUGUGGGAUGACUUUUAGCCAUUUUACAUCUGUAAUUUAUCAUCAGAGACUUCAUUCAGGAGAAAAACCCUACAAGUGUACCCAGUGUGAGAAAGCCUUCCCUACCCAUUCACUCCUCAGCCGUCAUCAGAGAAUUCAUACAGGUGUCAAGCCUUAUAAAUGUAAGGACUGUGGAAAAUCCUUCAGUCAGAGUUCAUCUCUCAACGAACAUCAUCGGAUUCAUACUGGAGAGAAACCCUAUGAAUGUAACUACUGUGGGGCAACCUUUAGCCGGAGCUCAAUCCUUGUAGAACACCUGAAAAUUCAUACUGGAAGGAGGGAGUAUGAAUGCAAUGAGUGCGAGAAGACAUUCAAAAGUAAUUCUGGCCUCAUCAGGCAUCGGGGAUUUCACUCUUCAGAAUAAUUCUUGGAAAUAUAGUAAGGUGCGGGGUGUGGGUUUACACAGUUCUCCCUCAUUAAAAACUUAGAGUGUAAACUACCACUGCAUUGAUUAGUAGGAAAUUUAGUCACAGUGGUCCCUUAUUAAAAACCUGGGGUGUAUACUGCCACAGCAUUGAUUAGUAGCUGCAGCUUUGGUGGGUUGGCAGCUAGGAAAAGUAUUGUUUUGUCAUUUACCCUUCUUCUUUGCAAGGAUGUCAACUUUUGAUAGGGAGUGACGAAGGGUUGGUAAAGUCUGUGGAAAGAAGAGAAAUUAGCAUGUGAAAUAAUCCUAAAAGGCCAAAUGUGAAUAUAAAAAUCGGGGGAGGGGUGCAGGGGACCCACCUUACUAACCUGUUUUUUUCAGACUUCUUUCUCUCCUAGCUUCCCCUUCUACUGCCAUGCAGUGUUACAGAAAGAGGACCUGACUGCAGUCAGGUAACUUGAGUUCUGUCCCAGUUUGCCAACUAACUCACUCUAUAACCUUGGACAAAUCAUUUGACCUUUCUGAAUUUUCGUUUCUUUACUGGUAAAAUGAAGGAGUGGGACUAAUGAUUUCUGUGGUUUCUUUCACUCUCUCCCUCCCUCCCUCCCUUCUUUUUCUACCUCUGAUAACCUCUGAAGCUGUGGUAAUAAGUUAAAACAUUUUUGAUUCAUUGGCAUUUCAAGUUUCUCUAGUGUAAUAGAAAAUAACUCAUUUAAACUACUGAACUUCUGGCAUAGUGAGAAUGCAGUAUGCUUUUAAAAUAUUUGAUGCUGGAACUGCUCAAAAGCUAUGCAUAGGAUCAAGUCAGUAGAGGUCAAACAGGUUUGCCAUCAGGGAAUGUCUUGAUUGGACAAAGCACCCCAACCCCAGUGUUUGCUCUGGACGUUGGCCAUGGGGACUGGGAAAUUAAAUGGCAUAUUCCAGGCUGUCUCAGCCAUGAGAGUGUAACUGUCCUAGGAAAACAGAUGAAGGACUGGUUGGGGGGGGGUGUUGGGAAACGGGUACUGAAAACAGCUAUUUUGGAUGGAUUGUCUUUUGCAAGAUAGAGUUCUAUUUUUAAAAGUUUGUCUAUAGUAAGAACAGUUUCCUGUAAUCAAAGUGUAAACAUUCUGUGUGGCAAAGGUCACAAGCUAAGAUUGGGCCUUUUGAUGUGUCUUAGUUGUUCUUCAUGGUGUGUGUGCGCGCGUGUGUAAGUAGUUGUCACCAUUUAAAAAUUAGGAAAUUUCAUACCAAAAAGAAAUUUGUCUUGAAAAGUUACUGGGCUGACAACAAUGGACCCAUAUUUCUGUGGGGCAGUCAACUGGUUUUGGGUAUCGGCUGCCACCUUUAGAGGGGGAAUCUGUUCUCCUUGCAAAGUUCUGUCUUUCAUGUAACAUGACUUGCCCACUGUAAGAAGCUGAUAUUAUGAUCUCCUACCACCUGGAGAGUACCUAUCCUAAAACCUAAAGAGAUUUUGUAGUAAAAUUCAGGAAAAGAAUGUAGAAAUGAUACAGAAUAAAUUUUCAAUCAAGUUUUCCUUUAUGAAAUUAGACCUGAAAGGAGUAGAUGUUAGUGGGUUAUUCCUUAAAAAUGUCAGUGGUGGAAUCUGAAUAAUAAUCUUUAACUGUGAAAAAGGAACUGAAAAUCCUGGGUCAGUUAGAUUUGGGGCUCAAGUUGUAGGAUUCUGAAGGAGCCCCAAUGACCACGUGGUGCAGAGUUCCUAAAGUUGAAAUUUGAGGCAGCUCUUGAGAAUGAAACGGGUAAACUUUCAGCUUAUGGAAGUGAAGACAUGCUUAAUGGUCAUCUGAGAUUCAGCAAUAUUUGCUGGGAUUUAAUGGGUUUAGUUUGCAGUGCUACCUCUGGAUACUGGUUUUGGUUUCUUCCUUGUCUGCUUCCCCAGGGUAGCUCAACUACUGAUGAGUGAGAAAUUGGUCUGUAUAGUUACUUCUAAAUGGAUCAGCCAGAGACAUUCUAGACAUGGAAGGAAUAUGGCUUAUCAGAGUUAUUCACCCCAGUUGAAAUUUUUUUGUGAAAAGAUGAAAAUCCUGAUUUGUUUUCUGCAAAGAUGCAAUCUAUAGAGAGAAUUAAAUAUGUAAAAAUCUUGAGAAGAGGCUUGUUCCAGGAUGUUUACUUGUUACUUUCCCCAACAUCCAUAAGAGGAUGCUUUAUAGUUGUACCAGUUGGGAGUCUGGAACAUAAACCUGUAUUUUGGGGUUUUUUUUAUAGUUUUAUUGAGAUAUAAAUUGCAUAUUGUAGAAGUCAUUCAAGUGUAUAAUUCAGUGAGUUUUAACAAAUUCAGCAAACUGUACAGUUGGCAGCACAGUCUGCUUUUAGAAAAUUUUAGCACCUUAAUAAGAUCCCUCACACCCAUUUGCAGUAAUCCCAUUCCCACCCUGAUCCCAGGUAACCACUAAUCAGUCUACUCUCUGUCUCUGUAGAGUUGCCUUUUCUGAACAUUUUAUAUACAUGUAAUCAUAUGUGGUCUUUUUUAGUUGUUCAUUAACUUGUAUCUAAUGUUAUUUUCUAUUUUCAUCCAUGUUAUUUUCUAAAUUCAUGUGUGUUGUAGCAUAUCAGUAUUUUAAUCCUUUUUAUUGUCAAAUAAUAGCUGGUUGGAUGGAUGUGCCGUAUUUGUACAUUCACCAGUUGAAGGACAUGUGGGUUGUUUCCCAUUUGGGGCUGUGAAAAAUAAUGCUGCUCUGAACAUUAGCAUGCAGAUCUUUGUGUGGACAUAAUGUUUUCACUUUUCUUAGAUGCCUGAGUUGCUGGAUUAUAUGGUAAAUUUUUGUUUUAACUAUUUUAAGAAGUUGCCAAGUUGUUUUCCAAAGUGACUGCAUUAUUUUAUAUUCUGGACUUCAGUGUGUGAGGGUUCCUGAUGAGGUUAUAUCCUCACCAACCCUUGUUAAUUGUUCAUCUUUUUAAAAAUUUUUAUUACAGCUAAUAUGGUGAUUGAAGUGGUAUCUCUUUGGGGCUAAUGGUAUUGAGGAUCUUUUCAUAUGUUCUUUAGCUGUUCAUGUACCUUCUUGGGUGAAAUAUGUUGCCCACUUAAAAAAUUAAGUUAUUAUUAACUUACAGAUCUUUUUAUUCUACAAUAAGUCCUUUAUCUAGUAUGAGCUUUCUAAAUACCAUGUACUGGCCACAGAAGGCAACCUCAAAUCCUCCUGUACAGCUUUUAUCAAAAGCUUGGUUUCAGUAAUUGUUUAUAUAAGAUUGCCUAAGGAUAUUUAAUCUGGCCUAUUAUCUAAAUACUUAAAUUCAUUUUGGAGUUAUAUCAAACAGUCAAAAUGUUUUAAAUGUCUUUUGAUUCCUUAUAUAAUUUUUUUUAUUAACCUGUGUCAUCCUUUUUAUCUGUUACCCAUUUUAUUUUAAAAUGAAGAACUUAGAUUUAAAAAUGUUUCCUCUUUAUGAGUUUCUAGUGAAGAAAUUUCUUUGUAGUCUCAGGACAAGACAAGGCUUCUCUUGUCAAUGAAUUCACUUUUAUUUACUUAUUUUAGAAUUUUUUUGUAGUGUGGUAAAUAUAUAUAACAUAACAUUGAACGUUUUAACUCUUCUGAGAUGUAUAAUUUAGUGGCAUUAAGUAUGUUCAUGUUCUUUCUCAUGCAUCCCCACCAUACAUCUCUAGAACUUUUCCAUCGUCCCUAACUGAAAUUCACUUGUUAACCAAUAACUCCUCAUUCUCCCCUCCCCCAAGACCUUGGUAACUACCAUUCUACUUUCUGUCUAUGAAUUUGACUAUUGUAAACACUUCGUAUAAAAGCAAUCAUUCAAUACUGUC